This is a messenger RNA of Armigeres subalbatus, 825 nucleotides long. RefSeq lists its product as uncharacterized. The annotation marks the transcript as partial. NCBI's taxonomy places the organism in Eukaryota, Metazoa, Arthropoda, Insecta, Diptera, Culicidae. The record is from RefSeq and is a predicted model, not a curated record. The transcript has 4 exons.
CAGCGUCGUUCGUCCGUUCCGAGUUUCAAUUUACGGUUCUGCCAAAGUAUACCCAGGUGUACGAGGGCGAAUCGGUUGUGUUCCAGUGUCGAGCUUUCUUCGACGAUGAGAUCGACUUUUCCUGGACGUUGAACGGCAAUCCCAUCCGACUGGACCGGCGUGUGUAUUUAAAUGGGUCCAAUCUGCAUAUAAACGGCGUCUCACAGCGGUUGGACAGUGGAGAUUACGUGUGCCUGGCGACGGCUCGCUCCUCCGGGGCCCGGGUCGCCACCCCGCCGGCCAAGCUGGACAUCAUCCAAACGUUCGGCAAUUUUCUGGAUAACAGGAACGGGAAGACUAGCAAAGCCUUUCUUUCAAUCAUGAUCUGUUUCUGGGAGCAAAUAAUGAGAGAGGGCUUGGAAGCCGCAGACAUUCCUACUGAUAUCCAAACAGCAAGCCGGGCCGCACUGGAAUACUGUUAUUCGAAUCAGAAGAGGACAAUAUUUAACAAACAAGGAUGUCGUAAAUUGAAAUUGAAGACGGAAACUUUUGUGGUUCAUGCUCCACACGAGAAGAUUUACAGCGCUUUCGGAAUCAAUAUGCGGAACAUUGGUUGGAGUUGCAGAACAAUAAGUUAAUUACAAAAUGAUAACAUUAGUUCAGAUAUUAUUUCGAAAAACCCGAGGAAUUGGGGUUACAAAGAUGAAUAGAUUUGAUGUGAAAUAAAUUGUUAUUUUUAUACUAAACCGGGUACUAAACCUAUUAGUUUAAGAAUCAAUUAGAAGAAAAUGCGUUCGCAUAACGGAAAAUUAACAAAAAUCUUUUUAUUUUAGAUUUGCAAAUUUC